AUGAGCUUCUCAUAUGGCAUCGACCAUCUCGAACCAGCUUUCCCAGACCGAUCUGUCCCUUACAUAACCUAUGGUUUGCACUUCGAUGAAGCAGCCGCCUAUCACAUCACCAACACGCUCCACGCGAGCCGCGUAUAUAUUAUCGCCUCAAAUUCGCUUUCCAAAAACACGUCAGCAUUGAAACGCCUGCAGAAUGCACUCGGUGACAAGGUCGUCGGUCUGCGUGUCGGAAUAACACCGCACACGCACUGGAAUCAGGUCCUCGAAAUUGCACAGGAUGCAGCCCCGAAGAAUCCAGACUGCAUUGUCACGCUGGGCGCUGGAUCACUAACUGACGCGGCCAAAGUGAUUGCGUGGAUGCUCGCCAAUGAUAUCACUUCGUCCGAAGGAAUGGAAAAGUUGCUGGUGUCCGGUAAGGACUUCAAGGACCCAGUCAUCCGCCAAGUAGCAAUCCCAACAAGUCUGUCUGGCGGUGAAUACCAAUCCAUCGCUGGGGUGACAAGGGAUGAUGGCAGCAAUCAGAAAUGCCUCUUUGAACCACCGACGCGGAAUCCCAGCCUUGUGAUUUUGGAUCCAGAAUUGACGGUGACUACACCGGAACGGAUCUGGUUGAGCACGGGCGUCAGAGCGGUGGACCACUGCGUCGAGACUCUUUGCAGUCUGCUUUCGAAUGAAAAGGGCGACGCCGAGGCCGAGAAGGGCUUAUUAAGACUGGUACCUGCCUUAGUCCGCACACAUAAGAACCCCAAUGACCUGGACGCGAGGUUUGAAACCAUGAGAGGCGUGAUCGAGGCCAUGAACGCAGUGGGCAGUGGUGUGCCUCUCGGAGCAAGUCAUGCAAUCGGUCACCAGCUGGGGCCGUUGGGUGUAGGUCACGGUGAAACUAGUUGCAUCAUGUUACCGGCUGUUUGCAAGUGGAAUGAGAAGGUCGGUGCAAAUGUCGAAAAGCAGGCAGAUUGCAAGAAGGUAUUACUUCGGUCUCCCAUUGUGCGUCAACUGUUGGAAGCAAGAUACGGCACUGAGCAAUCCAACAUUGACAAGCUUGACCUGGGGGAUAUUCUGGAUGUGAUCUUCCGAGAGAUGGGCAUGCCGCGGACUCUCAAGGACGUGGGAAUCGGCCGAGACAAGAUGGAUGGGUUGGCAGAGAAUAGUCUCAAGGAUCACUGGAUUAAGACGAAUGCAAAGCCCAUCACCGAGAAGGAGCAAGUGAUGGAAAUCCUUGAGAUGGUGGUGGGAUGA
This is a messenger RNA of Rhinocladiella mackenziei CBS 650.93, 1239 nucleotides long. RefSeq lists its product as uncharacterized. Gene Ontology annotation, cellular component: mitochondrion. The record is from RefSeq and is a predicted model, not a curated record. Bases 1 to 1239 code for a protein of 412 amino acids. Gene Ontology annotation, molecular function: alcohol dehydrogenase (NAD+) activity; metal ion binding. The transcript has a single exon. Lineage: Eukaryota; Fungi; Ascomycota; Eurotiomycetes; Chaetothyriales; Herpotrichiellaceae.